AUGAAGGUGUUAUCAGCCCAAUUGUUAGCAAGGAGGAUGAAGAAGUUCCGGCUGAGAUUACCAAGCUUGUUCUGCUUCCUCCAAGAACCCGACGCGGUGCAGGAAGAAGGAAGACUGAGCGAAUUCCUUCUGUCGGGGAGAUGCCUGUGGCUCGUGUUAAGAAGGAAGUCCCGAAUAGGUGUUCGAAAUGCUUACAGCCUGGGCAUAACAGGACUAGCUGGUCUUGAGGAUGACUUUAGUUGUUCGGUUGAUGAAUUGAAGUUUGAUUCAUCGGCGAAGUAUAAUGCGUCGAAGGAGCAUGAGGAGCUGUUGCUGCAUUUCCUGAUGAUGUCUUGGGGUGAGUUCGUGUUGGUGAUUGCGUUGGUGAUUGUGUUGGGGAAGCAUUAG
Molecule: messenger RNA, 387 nt
Organism: Thlaspi arvense
Lineage: Eukaryota; Viridiplantae; Streptophyta; Magnoliopsida; Brassicales; Brassicaceae
Source: the annotation of a GenBank genome assembly